Messenger RNA from Paramecium octaurelia, 531 nucleotides. The record is from the annotation of a GenBank genome assembly. Lineage: Eukaryota; Ciliophora; Oligohymenophorea; Peniculida; Parameciidae.
AUGAAUGAUAAUAGUGUCUCCUCUAACUCCAAUAACUUAAAUUUCAGAAUAAACAUCACAAAACUCCUCCAAAGCAAGUUCUUUAGUCAAUCUCCCAUUGCAUACAGAAGAAAUUAUAUGUUUGGAGAUGAUGAGAAAAAUCAUCGUAAGUUAAAACCUUUGAUUGUCUACGACGAUAUCACAGAUAGAUAACAGUCUAUGACUAGUUCAUCAUCGAGUUCGUCUUACUUGAAAAAGAUAAAUUCGAAAUUAACUCAAUCAACUGAGGCUGACAAUCAAAUUGAAAAUACUACUUCUUUUUAUACAAUAAUUAGCAAAUAUUAUGAUUAUUACAAUAACCAACCAACUCAACGAGAAAAACCAGAAAUCCCUUAAAACCCUGUUAAAAAAAUUGAGAGGCUCUAUACAGAAUAAAAUGAAUAAAUUAGUAACCAAUAAAUAAAGCGAAAAAGCACCAGGAAGCAAGAAGAGCAGAAAUCAAAAAGUAAGAAACUCAAUCCUUCUUAUAAUAAAAAUAAGUAACUUUUUUGA